This is a messenger RNA of Copidosoma floridanum, 963 nucleotides long. RefSeq names its product DUF1676 domain-containing protein Osi10b. Gene Ontology annotation, cellular component: membrane. Lineage: Eukaryota; Metazoa; Arthropoda; Insecta; Hymenoptera; Encyrtidae. The record is from RefSeq and is a predicted model, not a curated record.
AUGAAGACCUUGUUUCGGAACUUUUACACGCUCGCGUGCAUCUCGAGCGUCCUCACGGUAAUAAUGGACCCUGGCAGCAAGGACGAUCCCCAAGAGGCCCCACCCGAGCACCUGCAGUCGGAGGAUCCUCGCACCUUCAACGAAGCCUUGCGCACCUGUUUCGCCAAACGCAGCCACGGCACCUUGGAGUGCAUCAACCGAGGCGCCCUGUCGACCCUUCAAGCCUGGAACGACGACGAGUGCCUGGACUUUGGGUCCGUGAAGCUCGAGCGCAGCGAGGGCCAGAGCCGUAACAUUUUGGACCUAGACUGGGACCCCAAGGACUUUGGCAACGUGGUCAAAGCGGCCUCCAGACUCAUGGAGAGGAGGAACAUGAGGUGGGACCUGAGCGGCGUUUAUCCAGGGCUGCAGAUGCGCGUCGGGCCCACCCUCUCGGCCGGCAAUGGGCUGCUCGAGUUCGUCGUGGACGAGAGGACCGGGCUUUACCACAACAGGCAGCUUGGAACUGGCCGACUGCUGAUACGACAGCUCGUGCUGCCCUUCCUGCUUGGGUUCAAGUUCAACGUGGCGGCGCUGCUGCCGUUGCUCUUUGGCUUCCUCAUCGUGCUCACCAAGAAGGCCUUGCUGCUCACGAAGGUCGCGCUCUUCAUCGCCGGCCUGCUCGGCUGGAACUCGCUCUUCGGGGGACACAAUGGACCCUCCUCUCCGGGCUUUGUCGCUAAUGGAGCAUACGGCGUACACGCGAAUCCGACAUUUGGUCAGGGGAUAAGUGGCCUCAACCCUACGAGCUUUCAAGAUCCAAACUACCCCUAUCUGCCCUACAGGGGUGAAGGCGAUAACAGCUUUCCUUUUGGGCAGCACGUCAUCCGUGAGAUCGUCAACGUUUACGAGACCUCCAACCAGGAGAACGAAGAGAACAAUCGAAGAAACAAGAAUUUUGUGUGGACUCGAAAUGAACCUUGA